Molecule: messenger RNA, 2882 nt
Organism: Darwinula stevensoni
Lineage: Eukaryota; Metazoa; Arthropoda; Ostracoda; Podocopida; Darwinulidae
Source: the annotation of a GenBank genome assembly
AUGUCCUUUUCUCGGCGUUCAGGGAUUGCCGGCACAGAAGGAUGGAUUGCUCCUGAAAUGCUCCACGAUGAUAAGAGGACUACAUGUGCUGUGGACAUCUUUUCCCUGGGUUGUGUCUUCUAUUACGUCCUGUCUGACAGCCGUCCUGUUGCAGUGAAACGGCUAUUGCCUGGCUGCUUCACAGUUGCUGAUCGAGAAGUGACACUUCUCAGGGAAUCUGACCAGCACCCUAAUGUUAUCAGGUAUUUUUGCAUGGAGCAAGACCAUCAAUUCCGUUAUAUAGCCCUGGAGUUGUGUGCAGCUACAUUGCAGGAGUAUAUACAGGGAAAGUUCAAUCAGUCUUUGAUUGAACCUCUUCUCAUCCUACAACAGGCAACAUGUGGCCUCAGUCACCUCCAUUCCUUGGAUAUUGUCCACCGGGAUAUCAAGCCUCAAAACGUUUUGCUGUCUGUGCCGAUGUCAAAGGGAGGAGUGAGAGCCAUGAUAUCAGAUUUUGGUCUCUGCAAAAAGCUGCAGGUUGGACGGAUGUCCUUUUCUCGGCGUUCAGGGAUUGCCGGCACAGAAGGAUGGAUUGCUCCUGAAAUGCUCCACGAUGACAAGAGGACUACAUGUGCUGUGGACAUCUUUUCCCUGGGUUGUGUCUUCUAUUACGUCCUGUCUAAAGGGAAACAUCCAUUUGGGGAUUCCCUAAGACGCCAGGCCAACAUCCUUAGUGGUGAUAGCGACCUGUCUGCAUUAAAUGGGGAAGACCAGGUAUUGGCCCAUCUGCUGGUAGAGGCCAUGAUCUCACAUGAACCUGGAAAGAGGCCCAACCCUUGUGCCAUUCUCAAAUUCCCUCUAUUCUGGUCCAACAAGAAGAUCCUCCAGUUCUUCCAGGAUGUGAGUGAUCGGGUGGAAAAGGAAGGGGAUGGGAGUGUCCUUUUGUGGAAUCUGGAGAGGGCUUCUGCUGAUGUUGUCCGUGGGGACUGGCGGGAACAGCUGGAACCUGAAGUCGUUAAUGAUCUGAGAAAGUAUCGUUCCUACAAGGGCAGGAGUGUGAGAGAUCUUUUACGGGCUCUGCGAAACAAGAAACAUCAUUAUCGAGAGCUGCCUCUGAGUGCCCAGAGAGUGAUGGGAGACAUCCCUGACCAGUUUACCAGGUUCUGGAUCACUCGCUUCCCUCGUCUCCUUCCACACCUCUGGCUAGCUAUGCAGGCAGUCAAGCAUGAGCCUGUGUUCCAACAGCACUAUGAGAAGGAGUAUGAUUUUAUUCAGGCCAAGGUGGACACUGUCUUUGUGCCUUCCAUCCUCACACCUUGGAGCAAAUGGAGACAUGGAGGAGAACAGAUGCCAACAAGAAAGGUCAAAGACUCGUGGGAGGAAGGUGAUGAUGUUUGUGAAACAACUGAGCAGAAUCCAGUCACCUUGAGAGAAUCUGAUGGACAUCCUUUCAAAAGUGAAGCAGAAAACCCUAAUCUUGCAAUGGAGAGUGGCCCCAGUCUCAUCACACCACACAAGAAGCCAUACAAAAAGAAGAAAUCACCAAUGAGACAAGGAGAGUGGAAUCUCAGUAGCUACGAGGCGAAUUGGAGGGAGAACAUGCCAUCUCCUCCAGUUCGAUCAACAGUGGAACCUACUGUAAGACGUCCCAUUGAUGGUGCCCGGUUGGGAAACUCGGCCGAGGUCGAAGGGACCAUGACGCGGCUCGAAAGCGGUAAACCUCCACCCUCGUCCCAGGAUGAUAAAUUGCAGUCCCCUCUAGCUGUCUCCUGGAUCAGUGGAAGGAAUGCAAAACAAAAGAAGUCCAUCUUCACUCUUGGAACUUGAACAUCGAAUGUUGUUUGUAUUUGGUCUAGUCGUGUGAUGCCUGUACGUGUCUUAUCCGUGUACAGAGGUCAGCAAGAGGACAACUUUAAGAGUAAGCUAUAGGCCACUUGUAGGAAAGGACAACUCUUUGGUCUGGCUUUUAUCAGUCAGUGCUACAAGAAGUGUGGUUGUCUCCAUUUCCCUCCUGUAUGAGGGGUGUUCAAAAAGUUUCCAGCUGGAGGCACUACCAGUUGGAAUGUAUAUUUCUUGAAUUUCUCAUGGGGAAAACUGACAUGACCAGCAAAAUUUUUUUCUUGUUUGCAAAUGGAGAGAUUCUAUUUAUUAAAAAAAAAAUCAGGUACCAACCCUUUGGUAGCACAUAGACUAAAUUUUGCCAUUUGCCAUCAAAGACAUCUGUAUUCUCAUGAGAAAAUUAAAAAAGGUGUCUUACAACUGGAAGUGCCUCAGGCUGUUAAUUUUUUAACACCUCUUUUACAAGGUCUUGAAUAUGCCAAAUGGAGAUGCUUUCUUUGCUUCUCAUGAGUGAUGAGUUUAAAGUGGUUUCUUUAAUCUCUUCUGAGGGCAAAUGAGUCCUGAGAAAGCACAACUUAUGUGAUAUCUUGUUGAAUUCAUGUCAACAACGAUGCAUUGAUGUUAUGACUGAAUUGCAAUUAAAUCAGGCCACGGAAGAUCGUGCCAGAUGGAUGGAUGUUCGUACUUAUGCUAACGGUAAAGUCUGGAGCCAGCAGGAGUCUUAUUGAUCUGUACAGAUCUUGCCUUUGUUUCUUCCAUAGAUAUCAGAUAUAAAUGGAUUUCCAAGGCACCUUGACCCACAAAACAUGGCACUUGGGUGUACCUGAUGUUCCCCUUUGCAUUCCUGUUUUUAACACUAUCUGUCAGUGUUCGAUGAUGCUUUUAUUUCUGUUUUUAUUGCCGUCUGCCAUCUCUCCGCCCUCGACUUCGUCGGGAAGUCCGGGUCAUGUCUGGUGCUGCCUUUGCAUCCACCCGUCCUGUUCUUGUUGAAGUUUUCAUCUGUGAUGUCUUCACUUGUGGUAUGAAGUGUUGGGGAUCAACAUUGAAAUAUAUUUGAUAUACAC